Messenger RNA from Gastrolobium bilobum, 1765 nucleotides. RefSeq names its product AP2-like ethylene-responsive transcription factor At2g41710. The transcript is spliced from 9 exons. Bases 134 to 1402 code for a protein of 422 amino acids. NCBI's taxonomy places the organism in Eukaryota, Viridiplantae, Streptophyta, Magnoliopsida, Fabales, Fabaceae. Gene Ontology annotation, molecular function: DNA-binding transcription factor activity; DNA binding. The record is from RefSeq and is a predicted model, not a curated record. Gene Ontology annotation, biological process: regulation of DNA-templated transcription.
UCAUCCUUCUAGUUUCCCCCUCACUCCACUCACUGUGAAUCUGAAUUCUAAACACUCUGAAGUAACGGAACUCAUUUCUCUCUCUCUCACUCUUUUCUCUUUCCUAGGGUUAGGGUUAGGGUUUGGUUCCACCAUGGCUUCCUCUUCCUCCGAUCCCGGCAAGUCGGCGGAGACUUCGGAACCUGCGGUGGCGAACGAUCAGUUGUUACUGUAUAGAGGAUUGAAGAAAGCGAAGAAAGAUAGAGGUUGCACCGCCAAAGAACGCAUCAGCAAAAUGCCUCCUUGUGCCGCCGGGAAACGCAGCUCCAUAUACCGUGGUGUCACCAGGCAUAGAUGGACUGGUCGUUAUGAAGCGCAUCUUUGGGAUAAAAGUACAUGGAACCAAAACCAGAAUAAGAAAGGAAAGCAAGUUUACUUGGGGGCAUAUGAUGAUGAGGAAGCAGCAGCUAGAGCUUAUGACCUUGCUGCUCUGAAAUAUUGGGGUCCUGGGACUCUCAUCAACUUUCCGGUGACUGAUUAUGCAAGAGAUCUUGAAGAAAUGCAGAAUGUUUCGAGAGAAGAAUACCUUGCAUCUUUACGGCGGUAUGCUUUCUGCAGGAAGAGCAGUGGAUUUUCAAGAGGAUUAUCAAAAUACCGUGGACUCUCAAGUCGAUGGGAGCCAUCAUAUGGCCGUAUGGCAGGAUCUGAUUACUUCAAUAGUAUACAUUAUGGUACAGGGGAUGAUUCUGCAGCUGAAAGUGAAUAUGUAAGUGGUUUCUGCUUAGAAAGAAAGAUUGAUUUAACAAGUCACAUCAAGUGGUGGGGAUCUAAUAAGAGUCGACAACCUGAUGCUGGAACAAGAUUAUCAGAAGAAAAGAAGCAUGGUUUUGCUGGAGAUAUUUGCAGUGAACUUAAAACAUUGGAACAGAAAGUCCAACCUACAGAACCAUACCAGAUGCCAGAGUUAGGCAGGCCCCACAAUGAUAAAAAGCAUAGAAAUUCUUCAGUCUCUGCCUUAAGUAUCUUGUCACAAUCUGCUGCUUACAAGAGCUUGCAAGAGAAAGCAUCAAAGAGACAGGAAAAUAGCACUGAUAAUGAUGAGAAUGAAAACAAAAACACAGUUAAUAAGUUGGAUCAUGGCAAGGCAGUUGAGAAACCAUCAAAUCAUGAUGGUGGCAAUGAUCGACUUGACAUUGCAAUGGGAAUGAGUGGGACGUUGUCUCUUCAAAGAAAUGUUUACCCAUUGACACCAUUCUUGUCUGCACCGCUUUUGACAGCCUACAAUACUGUUGAUCCUUUGAUAGAUCCUGUUCUCUGGACAUCUCUCGUUCCUAUACUUCCUGCUGGCCUUUCUCGUACAGCUGAGGUUACAAAGACAGAGACCAGUUCUUCAACGUACACUAUGUUUCAGCCAGAGGAGUGAUUUGACAUUUGGAUUUCUAAUUGAAGAAAGGCAAGCACCUGAGAAAGGCUGAGCUUGUAUCGAACAAACAACAGCGUAGAAGUCUGAAGAGCUCAAGCGCAGGUAUCAGAGAAUGUCCCCAUGGCUUUUUUGCAAGAUCACGUGGGUUCAGAGAAAAGAAUGUAUUACCGUGGUUUUACAUUAAUGAUAUAUAUAUGAUUAUAUCACAAAUCUUCUCAUUUAAAGCCAGAGUAUCAGUUGAUAUAUCUCUAUCAUGUAUAUAUAGUCAGAGUUAGACAAAUUUUGAUUUUAUCCGGAAUGUUCUGUACAGAAUAAGAGGUGGAAUCAUGCAAGAAUACGGUUAUGAGUUUAUUUGCAUAAGAG